Molecule: messenger RNA, 1961 nt
Organism: Mytilus californianus (California mussel)
Lineage: Eukaryota; Metazoa; Mollusca; Bivalvia; Mytilida; Mytilidae
Product: 5-methylcytosine rRNA methyltransferase NSUN4-like
Exons: 6
Coding region: 48-1466 (472 amino acids)
Biological process (GO): RNA methylation
Molecular function (GO): methyltransferase activity
Source: RefSeq, a predicted model, not a curated record
UUCCGCUCAAAACGAAAGUAGAAAAACACGUGAGAUUGAGCAUAGAAAUGUCAAGAACAACAAUUUGCAAUUCUCAGUUGUACAUUUCCUACAAGCUGCUCACAACCAACAAAUUCAUAUCAUUUAAACAGAUGCGUCACAUACGAUAUAAGAAAAAAAUGGCUUUCCAGAGCAAUCCAAAGAGUAAUAAACAACAUGCCUUAAAUAACUUUGACAUGUAUUACAGUAAUUAUUAUAAAGAACUGUGGCCAUCUAUUAGAAUAUCUCUGUUAUCACAACAGAAAUAUUGUGCUUUGGUAAAUCACUGUGAUGAGGGCACAACCUUCAAAGCAGAGUCAAUUUUAUCUGAUUUAGGUGCAGAAGACUUCAUACAGAAAGCUGUUGAUAUUUCAACGGAUUUAAAAACGGAACAUUCACAAAGCAUUGAAACUGGUAGUUUAAGUACUAAAAAGGACAAGCUUAUUGAUUCUGAUGAUUCAGAUAAAGACAAUACACAACCUUCUCAUAGAAGUGAUUCCAUUGUAUUUUCCAGUAACAAUGAACCUUUAGAUGAAAAGAAUACUAGUUUAUAUGAUUUUAUGCCUACAAAUAAAGUUUAUACUCAGAGAGAAUUUCUAUAUCAAGAACUUGCCAGACAGAAUACAUUUGAGGAUACGGACUUCCCAGUCAAUGUUAUUACAGAGGAUAUUCCUGGCAUACCUGAUACACUCAAAGCAUACUGUCAUAAGAGAGGAAAUAUUGAUCUGUUUCCAGAACCUACCAUCAGUAGGGGAAAUAGUAAACUAGGUUAUUACAUGAUGGAUGCUGCCUCCUUGUUACCAGUUAUUGCCCUUGAUGUACAAGAUAAUGAUAAUGUCCUAGACAUGUGUUCUGCUCCUGGUGGAAAGAUGUUGGCAAUGUUACAGUAUCAACAUUCAGGCACAUUGCUUUGUAAUGAUUCAUCAAAAAGUAGACUUCAAAGAUUGACAAGGACACUGCACUCCUAUGGCAACCAGACAAUGAUUGACAUGGUCACAGUUCAUCAAGAUGAUGGUGUGACCUUAAAUGAACCUAGUUAUGAAAAGGUAUUGGUAGAUGUUCCCUGUACAAAUGACAGACAUUCUGCUUUGGAAGAUGAUAAUAAUAUGUUUAAACCAGGUAGAAUGAAAGAAAGACUUCAGAUACCUGCAACUCAAAAGCAUUUAUUAUUAGCUGGUAUAAUGUCAUGUGUACCAGGAGGAAGUGUUGUAUAUUCUACAUGUUCAUUAUCUCCAGGCCAGAAUGAUGGUGUCAUCCAGGCAACAUUAGAACAUAUAUGGAAGGAAACCAGUAUAGAUAUUAGUGUUGUUGACUUAAGUUAUAUGCCAAAACUAUUUAAGGAUACAUUCAGUUUUUAUCCUAGUUGCCGGUUUGGACAGUUAGUUCUACCUAAUCUGAGGGCAAACUUUGGACCUAUGUUUAUAUGUAAAUUAAAGAGAAUCAAAUAAUCAAUGCUUUAGAGUUACUAUGUAUAAUAUGACUAAAAGGAGGUGUGUGAUAUAUGUCAAUCAGACAGCUACCCUACAACACUAAUAACCAAAACAUAUAGAAACAUACAGUCUUCAACAAUAGAUACAUGAAAAAUUAUUACACCAGGGUUUUCGAUAUCACAAACUAGUCAAAACAAUUACUAAAUUUUAUCAUCGAUACAAGGACAUCAUUCAUAAAUAUAAAUCAACAUGCAGAAAUCUUAUACGUUCAGGUACAGUACUCUUAAGGACAUACUGAGAUUGAUAACUUUGAGAGACAUUGUGUCUGACAUGACAGUCUUAAGGACAGACACAAAAACCAGGUGUGAUCUCAUGCUGUUUAGUAAUUAAGGUUACCUGAAUCAAGGAGCAUGAAUGAUAAACUGUUAGAUUACAUAACCUUGUUUACAAAUAUGUUAUCAGCUAAUAAUUUCAAAUUUUGCUUCCUUUACAGGUACUAAAAAAUAUUAUCCA